This is a messenger RNA of Archocentrus centrarchus (flier cichlid), 1106 nucleotides long. RefSeq names its product CD226 antigen-like. Gene Ontology annotation, biological process: negative regulation of T cell proliferation; cell surface receptor signaling pathway; cellular response to lipopolysaccharide. The record is from RefSeq and is a predicted model, not a curated record. The transcript has 4 exons. NCBI's taxonomy places the organism in Eukaryota, Metazoa, Chordata, Actinopteri, Cichliformes, Cichlidae. Gene Ontology annotation, cellular component: external side of plasma membrane. The coding region runs from base 135 to 1106 and encodes 323 amino acids.
GCCAACAGACUUUCAGGAAACUGCGAAGGAGCGGUCGCAGCUUCUCCACGGCUCCUAACUGCAGUUUAAUAAGUUAAUAUAACUUAUUAAACUGCAGUUAUCUGGAGAAUACAGUGGAUCUCAAACAUAAUGUGAUGAAAAGGAAAAUGAAGCAGUUACUGGUUUUCACGUUUUUCUGUCUGAGCGUGUCCUCGGCACAAGACCAGAUAACCAUCAAAUCUGAGUCUGGAAAGACCGUUAUUCUGCCAUGUCGAGCUCCAAAUGACAACAAGAUCCUCACAGGUGUGGAGUGGAGCAGACCUGACCUGCAGCCAGAAUAUGUCCUUCUGCUCCGAGAUGGGCACAUUAUUUCAGACAACCAGCAACCUUCUUUUAAAGACCGGGCGUAUCUCCAGGACAGACGGAUGGAGGGUCGAGAUAUGUCUCUCAUACUGGAGAAUGUGUCGACUGCUGAUGAAGGAAGAUAUGAAUGUCAAGUCCUCACACCAGGAAGAAAACGUGAGAAGAGAGCUGUUGAAACCGUCAGCAUCAUCAACCUGAGAGUUGCUCCUCCUCCAGACCAGAAAAACAUCACUGCUGAGUCUGGACAGACGGUCACUCUGACAUGUCGAGCUCCAAACAACAGCAUCACAGUUGUAGAGUGGAGCAGAGCUGACCUGGAGCCAGAAUAUGUCCUUUUGUACCGGGAUGAUCAGAUUGACCCAGAAGAGCAGCAUCCAGCUUUCAAGAACCGCACGGAUUUGCAGGACAGACAGAUGAAGGAUGGAGACGUGUCUGUGAUUCUGAAGAACGUGACGAUUAAUGACACUGGAACAUAUGAGUGUCGUGUCUUCAUGAGAGGAACAAACCGCAGGAAGAGAGCUUAUCAAAAGAUUCAUCCCAUCAGCAUCAUCAACCUGACUGUUGAUCCUCCAGGUCCAACAGGAGGAACCACAGAGGAUGGAGGGAAGGAGGAUGGAGUCAGUAGAGGUCGUCCUGGGCUGAUAGUGAUUCUGUCAGUUCCUGCUGUGCUUAUUGCUGCUGCUGUUUUUGUUUUGAUUUACAGAAAACAUAAACAGCAGCGUCGGGAUUCAUACCAGCCUCCUUCUGAACUGCAGACUGUUUGA